Peromyscus leucopus (white-footed mouse) is the source of this 3908-nucleotide messenger RNA. It is a transcript of the gene Ube2r2, whose product is annotated as ubiquitin conjugating enzyme E2 R2. Gene Ontology annotation, biological process: ubiquitin-dependent protein catabolic process; protein polyubiquitination. Lineage: Eukaryota; Metazoa; Chordata; Mammalia; Rodentia; Cricetidae. The record is from RefSeq and is a predicted model, not a curated record. The coding region runs from base 488 to 1204 and encodes 238 amino acids. The transcript is spliced from 5 exons. Gene Ontology annotation, molecular function: ubiquitin conjugating enzyme activity.
CCGCCACCGUCCCGAGACCCCCAGCGCACGGCGCGCCCUCCCUCGUGCGCCCCUCCGGCCCCCGCGGAGAACGAGAGGGCAAGCGAGCACGGCGCUCCCGGCCCAGCCCGGUCCCCCUGUCUUCACCACCGCCUGCCCUCCGCCGCCUUCCUUCGCUUCCACCUCCACUCCCCCCCCCCCAAGUAGAGGCCCCCUCCGGGGGGGGAGGCCCGGGUCCCGGAGCGGAUUCCCCCAACUCCCUCAGGCCCGCCCCCGGCCGGCCCGAGUGUGAGGAGGGCCCGGGCCGGCCCGCGUCGAGAGUGAGGAGGACCCCGGGCGGGCCCACGGGCCGUCUGGGGCCUGAUCCAUCAGGCCCCGCCAGGCGUGUGAAGACAGGGGCCCGGCCCGGCCCGAGGGCGAGCAGAGGGGAGGGGCCUGGUCCGGCCCGGCCGGUGCGCGAGGACUGGGGCCGCGGCCCCGCACGGCCGCCGCCGCCGCCGCCGCCGCGAUGGCCCAGCAGCAGAUGACCAGCUCGCAAAAAGCCUUGAUGCUUGAGCUGAAAUCCCUGCAGGAGGAACCGGUGGAGGGCUUCCGGAUCACCCUGGUGGAUGAGUCCGACCUCUACAACUGGGAGGUGGCCAUCUUCGGACCCCCUAACACCCUCUACGAAGGCGGCUACUUCAAGGCACAUAUUAAAUUUCCUAUUGACUACCCAUAUUCACCACCUACCUUCAGAUUCUUGACCAAAAUGUGGCACCCCAACAUUUAUGAGAAUGGAGAUGUAUGCAUUUCAAUUCUUCAUCCGCCUGUAGAUGACCCACAGAGUGGAGAACUGCCCUCUGAAAGGUGGAAUCCUACUCAGAAUGUGAGGACUAUCCUGUUAAGUGUAAUCUCACUGCUUAAUGAGCCCAACACCUUUUCUCCAGCCAACGUGGACGCCUCAGUUAUGUUCAGGAAAUGGAGAGACAGUAAAGGAAAAGACAAGGAGUACGCUGAGAUCAUUAGGAAACAGGUCUCGGCCACUAAGGCUGAAGCAGAAAAGGAUGGAGUGAAGGUCCCCACAACCCUGGCAGAGUACUGCAUCAAAACUAAAGUGCCUUCCAAUGACAACAGCUCAGAUUUGCUCUAUGACGACUUGUAUGACGACGACAUCGAUGAUGAAGACGAGGAGGAAGAAGAUGCCGACUGUUAUGAUGAUGAUGAUUCUGGGAAUGAGGAGUCGUGACAUGUUCCUUCAGUGCCCCUGUACUGCCCUGACGUCUCAGGCCAAAGGGAGGGGAGCAAGUGGGGAUCUAUGGUGGCCCCUCAGCAAAAACUUACUCAUGGGGUGGGGAAACACACAGCUCCUGCUGACUCCCCUGAGGAUCUCAGUUUGCUCCUUUUUAUGGACCUUACUGGAGAGAAAGUGCCCUCCACGGAAUGUCUGAAUUCUUGCGUUCUUGACCCUCUCAUCACUGUAUUGAUUCUUUUUAAAAAACAAAAACAGCCACCACCCUUCAAACUCCCACCUCACUUCAUCUCUGCAGAAUGUUCACAGCAAAACACUUUUGUCUGUUUUUAGAUUCUCGAAGAUUAGUCUGUUUAAGACAUUAAUGUGUUUAAAGCUGGGGACCACUGGGAGUCCACAAGUGCUGCAUAUAUUGGGUAGCAAAAGAAAAUGGGGGAAAAAAAACACAAAACCAAAAAAAACAAAAAACAAACAAACAAACAAAAAAAAACCAAAAAAAACCCACAAAACAAACUUUAAAAAAAAAAAAGCCAAUUUGCCAAGGUUUAGCUGCUCCUUUCCAUUAGUGCGUGUGCAUUUGUUCAGCCCCGUGGUGGUGAAUUUUGUUUCUUUCCCUUCCUAAGGCUGGGAUGCGGUGGGCAUCAGGGACUUAUUCUUGCUAAGCCUGAUGAAAUGUGCUGCUUCUGCCUCUGUGACAUCGUCCCAACAUGGAGGCUACAGCUACUCUGAGGAGAGAAAUCAGAUUUUGUUUUUUGGAAUCGAUUGGGAUCUAAAGCCUGAAAUAAAUAUUCAUACUUUACAUAGAACUGAGCACUUGGUUGCUAUUUAUUUUAAAGGUAGGGUAACUUUUUUUCUACCAACGAGGGGGGCAGGUGGGGGCGGGGGGAAGUGGAGGUUAGUGUGUGGAUUUUUAGUUGUGAUAACAAAGAAUUAAAAAUUAUAAAAUUAUACCAAUUUGGUUGAUGCUGCUGAGGGGGAGUGAAAAGUACUAGUGGCCACUGUUGGGAGCGGAAACAUCUCAGAAACUCUCACAUGAAGUUUUGUUUUUUUAUUUAAGUAGCCACUUUGAAUUAUUCAGUAUUAAUCCUAGGUGCAUGUGUUAAGAUUUUGGUUUUCAUUGAGCUGCUUAUACUGGUAGUGAUCGUUGUGGCUGUGUGUGACUUGGAUAUGAUCUGGAGGUUUUUCUCUUCUCAGUGUGCUUUGCCCAUGGCGCUUCCCGGGGCCUCUGUUUGGGCGGGGCCCCAGUUGACUGCAGGCAUUUCUAGUAGGCAGCUGUUGGCAACUGUUUCCCAGAUUUGAGCCAAGAUUGAGCUCCAGCCUUCACCAGCCAGGGACUUCACGUUUGAAAUGAGAUUUCUGUUCCUGGUGUAGCAAACUGCUAUGAUGUGAAACCAGUUUUCAGGAUAGGAUGUUAAGAUCUUGGAGCGCCAGUGUCCAUUCUUACCUUCAGAUCACAGCUCAGAAAGAAACCAAAGGGCAGACAGGAACUGGGGAGGACGGAGGAGGGAGGACGGAUCCUCCACUGUCCAGUAGGCAGCCCUGCCUUCCAUGCUUCCUCCUCCUUUCUGAUCUCAGGGUUUUCAGUCACUCUUCAAACGCUCCUGAAUGAAUGCUAUUUCCCAGCUGUUCUCUGGCCUCUAAAGUUUGCUCUGUUAUUAAAUGAGAAUGUUGAGACUGGUCCUGAAAUAACUGACUCAGGAACAUGGCUGCUGUGCUGUGUGGACGACAGUAAGGAGGAGAAGUUCCCAGAGGCACUCCUUGGUGUCCCCAGUGCUCCCUAGCCUGCAGACCUGGAGGCAGACCCUGUGAGAGUGCCCAUCUUCCUCCCCCUGCGCCCACCCCGAAAGUUACAGCUAGUAGUUGGCUCUUCCUCUCUUGGCACCCUAAACACAAGCCUUUCGUGCUAAAGGAUCUCACACCUGGACAUGCUAGACACCUUGGCAUUGUGGGAGGUGCCCUGCUGGCCUGGGUUGCAGGUUGACUCAGGGAGCCAGAGAGGCAGGUUGAGGUUGAGGUGGACCUCGUGACAUUGCUGUUGAAGGCACGGUUGGAAUAGUGCAGGCUAUGCUGACCGGCAACAGUUGGCCGUCACAGACUUUGAGAACACGCCCUGUGGAAAACCACUCGAGUGUUUUUUCUCUUGGGAGUAGAUGGCGGUCUCGGCUGCAGGUAGAGCCCUCUGAGUAGAGUUGGUCACUUGGUGUGGAAAGAACAAGGUUUUAGUCUACCCCCCCCCCCCGGGUGAGUGCUGUUUACUUCAUGUCUCCUCAGGCUGAGUGGACGGUGUGUAGUGUCACGAGGCUGGUGUCGCUUCUCAAAGUCCCCCCACUUCUCUCAUCAUUCCAGAGUUCUCCUAGCCACACUAUCUCCUUCUGUAGUCUUCUUGGCCCUCUCCUGGCCAUUCUUUGCUGGUUCCCUUAUGUUUGAUCCUGUCCAUUGGAAGGGAAGUGCACAGCUCUCUGGGAAGAGUGCCCUCCCUCCCGCCCUGAUCCACAAGGUUUACAUUUACAACUAAAAAGAUGCAGAUGCAAUUCAACUGAAACCAGCGGACACACCCGACUUUAAUAUUCGUUUUCUUAGCUAAAAUUGUAGACGGAUUUUCAGUUUAACUUAUGAGAAGUUUAUCCCUUGCAUUUUGUGUUGACUCCCCCUUAGUGAUUUUGUCUUUUUCUGCCCAUCUGUCUACUAAUAAAAACGUGAA